Rhizophagus irregularis DAOM 181602=DAOM 197198 is the source of this 1059-nucleotide messenger RNA. RefSeq lists its product as uncharacterized. The record is from RefSeq and is a predicted model, not a curated record. Gene Ontology annotation, biological process: rRNA processing; ribosomal large subunit biogenesis; nuclear-transcribed mRNA catabolic process. Gene Ontology annotation, molecular function: RNA binding. Gene Ontology annotation, cellular component: preribosome, large subunit precursor; nucleolus. NCBI's taxonomy places the organism in Eukaryota, Fungi, Glomeromycota, Glomeromycetes, Glomerales, Glomeraceae.
AAUUUUUUUCAUCUAAUUCACAUAAUGCCGAAAUCAAGAAGAAAGAAACAGAACAUUUAUUUAACUGAGACUCAAAAGAAAACUCGUGAGGCUAAAACUAAAGCUAUCGCUAAUAUUCAAGAAUGUUUAUCCCAAUAUACAUAUAUAUGGAGGAUAGUACCUGAGGAUAUGAGAAACACAUAUUUACAACAAAUUCGAGCAGAUUGGAAAGAUAAGGGAAAACUGUUCUUCACCAAGAAUAAGAUCAUUAUAAAAGCAUUGGGUAGAGAUGAACAGGAAGAACAGGAGUUGAAUUUAUCCAAAUUUUCACAAGAAUUGGUCGGUAAUGCAGGAAUCUUGUUUACGAACGAACAAGUAGAUGACGUUCGUUCUUAUUUUUCAAAGACGCAAUUUGAUGAUUAUGCUAGAGCUGGAGGACUUGUUGAUCAAGAUAUAGUUAUUCCAGCCGGAAAAAUAAGAUAUCAUAAUACUGGUGAAUAUGUAAUACCUACUCAGAAACCAAUAUUGGAAAGUUUAGGAAUGUCUAUUAGGCUGGAGCAAGGUUUUUUGGUUUUAGAUCAAGAUCAUACGAUUUGUAAAUAUGGUGAUCAACUUACAGUUGAGCAAGCUCAUAUGUUGAAACAAUUGAUGUUCAAACUCGCUAUAUUUAGAUUAAUACCUACUCACUAUUAUGAUAAAACGACAAAUCAGGUGAUUGAAGUAUAGUUUAGAUAUUAAAAGGGUUAAUCGCAUUACGCCUAAGAUCGAAGAUCAGUCGCCCAUCUAAAAAUUUUCUUUCUGCUUUAUGCGAACAGGUUACUCAAUAUAAAUAAAGUUAAUCGGUGCAUUUAUGCAUUCACAUUUUUUCUUGGCAUUUUCAAAAUAUAUUCCCGAUCUAAAUCAAAAUUGUCAAUAUACUUACGGCAGAGCGCCCUCAAAUGUUUAAUUGGUUAGGACUCUCAACGAGCAAUUUGAAGUACUUUUUUAACGUAAAUUAUAAUUACGUAAAUCAAUUUCAAUUCUAUAUAUUUAUUAAUUUAUAAAAAUUUUCAAUAAAUUUCACGUGACCUACACACAUUU